Molecule: messenger RNA, 3734 nt
Organism: Pimephales promelas (fathead minnow)
Lineage: Eukaryota; Metazoa; Chordata; Actinopteri; Cypriniformes; Leuciscidae
Source: RefSeq, a predicted model, not a curated record
CAGUGGAGGAUUUGCGCGCGGUCUAUCAGUCUGUCACAGACAGAUCAAUAACUUCACACUACAGUUUUCUUCCGAUAGUGAUCAAUACUUGGGAUUCUGCCGACGUUGUCCAUUAACUGAUUCGGAGUUGAGAGACUUUCUUCGGACAGAUUAUCGAGUUUAAAUUAAAUUUACUUCAAAAAUUCAGAUUUUGUCAGACCAGCAGCAGCAUGGAUGAGUCGGAGCUGUACAGUUCAGGGGACGACGACGACAUCUCUUUGACCGGAAGUGACUUUGAGUUUCAGCUGAAAACCUCUGGGAGAAAACUGACCUCGACACGGGGAGCAACUUCUCCUCAGGAGGUUCAUCCUCCGUCAGUCAGCGGUUCGAGCUCCAGCCAAUCACAGGCUUCGAAGGACAGCCAAUCAGAGAUCCCAGAGGGCCACACACACACCUCUGCGUCUCACCUGUACGAGGCCGUGCGGUCGGGCCGUAGUGCGCUGCAGACGGUGACCGAUGAUUGGCUGGACGAGUACAGGCGUGACCGGGAGGCGGGGCUUCUGGAGCUCAUCAACUUCAUUGUUCAGUGCAGCGGCUGCAAAGGUGUCGUCACCAGAGAGAUGUUCAGCAGCCUGCAGAACGCUGACAUCAUCAGUCACCUGACCAAAGAUUUUAACGAGGACUCGGUCAGUUAUCCGCUGGUGUCGCUCGGCCCUCAGUGGCGUCACUUUCGCGAGGGUGUGUGUGAGUUUGUGUCUCUGCUGGUCCGCGGAUGCCGCCACACUCUCCUGUACGACGACUUCCUCUUCUCGUCACUCAUCGCUCUGCUCACGGGUCUGGCCGACUCGCAGGUGCGCGCCUUCAGGCACACCAGCACACUCAUCGCCAUGCGCUUGAUGUCGUCUAUAGUGUCGGUCGCUGCAGAUGUGAACGCUCUAGCGCUGAUGACCCAGAGACGCUGCGAGCUGGAGAAGAACAAACCAGUGGAACAUCGAGCCGUACACCGAGCAGAAGAACUAGAGAACUCCUACAGAGAGCUGCUGGAGCAUCAGGAGGACCUGCGCUCUCUGAUGAACGGGAUCUUCAAGGGUGUGUUCGUGCACCGGUACCGGGACCGUGUCCCUGAGAUCCGGGCCGUGUGUAUGCAGGAGAUGGGCGUGUGGAUCCGGGACUAUCCCGCGCGCUUCCUCAACGACGAGCACCUCAAAUACGUGGGCUGGAUGCUGCAUGACAAGCAAGCGGCGGUGCGUCUGCAGUGUGUGUUGACCCUCCAGAAGCUGUACGAGCAGGAGUUCAUCAGCCGCCUCGAGCUGUUCACCAGCCGCUUCAGGGAACGGAUGGUGUGUAUGAUCCUGGAUAAGGACUCGGAUGUGGCCGUGGAAGCAGUGAAGCUGAUGCUGCUCAUCCAACAGCAGACAGAAGAGGGCCUGAGUGAGGACGAGUGCGCUGCUGUGUAUCCUCUGGUUUUCUCCACACACCGAGGUCUCGCCUGCGCAGCCGGAGCAUUCCUGUACCACACGCUGUGCAGUGUGUUGGACAAGCGCUCAGACAAACGCAGUGUUUGUUUUCUCCGUUUGCUGGCUCAUUUCUUCAUUAAGAGCGAGUAUCAUGAUCACGCUGCGUAUCUAGUCGACAGUCUGUGGGACGUUGCGCGGGCUGAGCUAAAAGACUGGGAUGUGAUGACAUCACUCUUGCUGCAGGAAGGAGGUGUGGAGGAUGAGCUGGAGAGUGCGUUGAUUGACAUCAUGAUGUGUGCAGUGAGACAGGCAGCCGAGGCCACGCCCCCCCCCCCACGCUCCACCAGGAAGACUGUGACUGCGCGGGAGAAGCGUCUGCAGGUCCAGGAACGAAAGCGCAUCACUAAUCACUUCAUCCCUGUGUUUCCUCAGUUGCUGGCGAAGUUCUCUGCAGACGGGGGUAAGGUGAGCCGGCUGCUCUCAGCGCCGCUGUUCUUCCAGCUGGAGGUGUACGGCACAUCCGGACGCCUGGAGAAAUGUCUGGAUCUGCUGCUGUCUCAGGUGUGUGACGUGCUGCUGAAGCACAGUGAGGAGUGUGUGCUGGAGGCGUGUGUGCGCGUGCUGUGUGCGCUGUGCGCGGACCGCUACUCGUUCUGUGGGCGUGUGCAGAGAGCCGUCGGACAGAUGCUGGACUCCACCGUGGAGAAGUUCAGCGCGAGCCUCAGCGAGAUCCUGCAGGGAUCGGCUGAUGAAGAUGAUUUCUACAGAGCAGCUUCCUCUCUGAACGUUCUUGCCAUCUUCAGCAGUGCCAGAGAUAUGACAGGAAGAAACCUGUUUGAGUUCUGCUUUCAACUGCUGAAGAUGGGAGUGGAGACGAGAGAAAUCAACGAAAAGUUGAUGGUUCCAGCUCUGAAGUGCGCAGCCUUCCAUUUGUUCUGGAAAGGAGUGACGAUCACGCAAUACACUGCAGAAACACACAAGGUGGAGCUGAAGCGUGUGCUGAAGUCUCUCCACUGCUUCUGUGUGGUGUGUGUGAGCUGUCUGUCCGCGGCCCAGAGUCACGUCAGGAACCAGGCGUUUGUGUGUCUGUGUGACGUGCUGCUCGUGUUCGGGAGUGUGUGUGACGGAGACGGUUCGCCGCUGCAGCGCUUCAGUCCUGAUGAGUCUCUGAAAGCAGAAAUGGCUUCUUUCAUCAUCGAUUACGUCUUCAGUGAGGAAGAGCUCAACGGCGAGGAUGAGGAUGAGGAGAGGAAGAUGGCUGCUUUGCUGCAGAGGAGGAUACAGUUGGCUGGAUACUGUAAACUCAUCAUAUACGGCGUCCUGGAGCUCAGAGCCGCCACGGACAUACUCAAAUACUACAAUAAGUUCUACAGGGAUUUUGGUGACAUCAUCAAAGAGACUCUCAGCAAAACCAAGAUGAUCAGCUCUGUGGAAAGUGCCAGAACUGUGUGCUUGUGUCUGCAGCAGCUCUUCUCAGGCCUCGAGCAGGACCGUCGUGAUGAAGAGAUGAUGGAGAUUAGAUUUCUGGCAAAGAAACUGGCGGUGAACUUCAGCAUCAACCUGCAUGUCGUCCGCGAGCCGCUGCUGGCGUUACACCAGGACGGCGUCCGGUUUGCCAGUCAAGGGCUUGAGAAGGGCGACUUGAUGAAUCUGGGUUUUCUGGAGAUUCUCAGUGAGUUCAGUUUCAAACUCCUGCAGCCUGAACGCAAGCAGCUGGCAGCGGAUCUGCGUCGGGUUUGUUCGUCGGCCCUGAACUCUGUCUUUGUGAGGAUGUAUGAACGAUCUCUGACUGCAGGAACGAGAGAAACGGCAGCGUCUGCUGCUCACACACCCAGGAGGAAACGCAGACGCACACAGAGUUCGGUCGCUGUGGAAACUGCAGCUGUGAUCCCAGACACUCGUGGAGACGACAUGGACGACAAUGAUUUCGCAGACGAGUUCCUGAGGAAGAGUGCCAGACGGCGCUUCAGUCCUCUCACUCGCAGCGUCCAGUCGCAUCUCAGCACACUCUCUCUGGCUCAUGAAGACGGUUCAGAGGAUGAAGAAGAGCCAGAAAUCGAAGAUUACGAUGAUGAAGACUCUGAGAUGGGCUUCAUUUUGCCGUCCACUCACGGCUCCGCCAGCUUCCUGGAGGACCUGUUCCACUGAUGACAUCAUCUCCCGUUUCACUGAGGGCCGGACAGCUACACUCGGAUUCGCCAAAACGUUAUGAUGUUUAGUUUAGUCUAGUUUAGUGUCCGCUGUGUCUGGUGUUUGCUAUCUCUGCUCCUGUCUCUGGUGUUGAUGGAUAGAGAAGAG